Molecule: messenger RNA, 1450 nt
Organism: Brassica napus (rape)
Lineage: Eukaryota; Viridiplantae; Streptophyta; Magnoliopsida; Brassicales; Brassicaceae
Product: probable starch synthase 4, chloroplastic/amyloplastic
Exons: 4
Coding region: 360-740 (126 amino acids)
Source: RefSeq, a predicted model, not a curated record
UCGGAAUUUCCUCGGAAAUUCCUCGGUAUAUUCCGAGGAUUUCAUUUUCCGUCGGAAUGUCCGUCAGAAUAUCGCUGUUUUCUUGUAGUGGGAGUUUUCGGUUUCAGAAUCUUUUGAUAUUAUCUACAAGUUUUUUGUCUUGUCUAGCUCGUUGCUCGCUCUUUGGAUUCUCCCAAUCUUUCUCCUUUAUGUUCUCAAAGGUCUGAUUUUUCUUCCCUCUUAAUUUUGUCUGUUUCAGCAAUUUUGCAUUAGAUGUUAGUUCUGAUAUUAGUUAUGUGGAUUAUGAUGCGGAGAGAUAGAGGGAUCCUCGUCACUUCAAACGGAUAUGGUUUCCACCGUUUGAUAAUAAGGAGCCUCCAAUGGACAAUGAUCACUCAUCUGGAAAUAGAGUCAAUCAUGUUAAGGGUGCUAUCAUUUUCUCAAACAAUGUGACAACUGUGUCCCCCACUUACGCACAAGAAGUUCGAACAUAUGAGGGAGGAAAGGGACUCCAUUCAACACUCAAUGCAAACUCCAAGAAGUUCAUUGGGAUCCUUAACGGCAUUGACACAGAUUCGUGGAACCCCGCGCAACGGACCCUUUCCUUAAGGCUCAGUUCAACGCUAAGGAUCUACAAGGGAAAGAAGAAAACAAAUACGCACUUAGAAAGUAGCUUGGACUUUCUUCAGCAGAGCCAGACGGCCUUUGGUCUUGGUUCAAAAAGGCGUGUGGCGAGAAGAAGCGACGACACUGGCGCUUAGCGCCUAGCGCCAUGGCGCCACAAAGCGAGCACUUCGUGUAUCCUGCAACAAAAAGGUACAAUAAAUCGCUGUGUUUAGCACUUUAGAAAAAUCUCAAAAGCGAUGAAAAGCGAGGGAAAGCGAAGGAUUUAUGUACCUCGCCUGGCAAUGAGGUCCCUAAGCGAUGAGGUCCUCGCUUUGUGGCGCUUAGCGCCUUGGCGCUAAAAGCGCUCGCUUUCUCGAACCAAGCCUUUGGUUGGUUGCAUAACAAGAUUAGUGCCACAGAAAGGAGUUCAUCUAAUCAGACAUGCUAUAUACAUAACGUUAGAGUUAGGUGGACAGUUUGUUCUCCUUGGUUCUAGUCUAGUCCCACAUAUUCAGUUUGUUCUCCUUCUUUUCUCAUGGUCCUGCUCCUAUCGAUUACAGGUAAUUUACUUCCUAAUCUCUUUCCCAUAAAUCUCUUUACUGUUUCGGGUUCGUGAGUUUCAUAAAAAUGUAAAAGAAAAACAGUUUGGUCUUGCAUGAGGAAGAGUUUCACAGGUUAGCCAACUUCACUAACGACCUUCUUGAGAACAUUGAGGUAUGUAAAGCUGAAGACUUUGACUAGUUUUAGACUCAUACUUUGUCCCUACUUAACAAUGUAUUGGCUUGGAACAACAUUGAUUCAUGUUCAGGAUUACGGUGAUAAUGUACAGAUUGAUGGUUUUUAUAUCAUAUUUGUUUAAAUUUUA